Messenger RNA from Vespula pensylvanica (western yellowjacket), 4314 nucleotides. RefSeq names its product paired box pox-meso protein-like. Gene Ontology annotation, biological process: regulation of transcription by RNA polymerase II; anatomical structure development. Gene Ontology annotation, molecular function: DNA-binding transcription factor activity, RNA polymerase II-specific; RNA polymerase II cis-regulatory region sequence-specific DNA binding. The record is from RefSeq and is a predicted model, not a curated record. The transcript is spliced from 3 exons. Bases 1553 to 3175 code for a protein of 540 amino acids. Lineage: Eukaryota; Metazoa; Arthropoda; Insecta; Hymenoptera; Vespidae.
AUUUGUUUGUUUGUUUGUUUGUUUAUUUAUUUUUUUUAUCUUAAUCAUGCGUGUUUCUGUUUGUAAUGUUCUGACGUGGAUUAUAUUAUUUACGUGGAUACGUUUAUUUUACUACAUGCAUAUUUAUAAUAUGAAAGGGAGAGAAUAUUGUGAUAGUCCCGUUUAAAAUAUGCGAGACAAUGAGAAAAAAUGUAACCGUCGUCGCCUGUUUUAUAUCUCAUAAACAAACGGGAUAUCUUUAUAAACUAGUCCAAUGGAAAUUGUUUUACUUUGAUCGGAGAAUAUCUAUGAAAAAUAUCGUUACUUUAAAUAUUCGUUAGUUCGCGACGGUCCCUUGAUAAUAAAUUUAUAAUUGAUCACGUUACUUUACUGACUGAUAUCAUGAUAUAUAUCAACUUGUUUAUUUAAUCAAUUUAUUUGUUUGAGACUCUUUGAAAACGUUAAAGAUCGUGAAGAAACGUCGAAGUAUCAUUGAAAACACGAUAUACGAUUGAAUGGAUCGUUGCACUCGACGGAAGGAGAGUAUCGUAUUACCUUUUGUAAGACUUUCGUCGAAACAGUAAUUCCAAAAUUUAUUACCUUUUCGAGAUGUUUGAAAUGAAAAUAGAUUUUCUUCUCUGACAUUUGAAUAUUCACGUAUGUGUAUAAGUAGGACUCGUAGACCGAACGUGUAGAUUAUUUUUUUCUAACGUCGUUUGCUUUAUAUUUUUUUUAUAUAACUGUCAAUAAAGUUUUACGAUAAUAACGACGAGAAGAAUAUUUUAGAAAAAAUGGGAUUCCUUGUUAAAAAUGGAAUUUUGAAAAGUCUUAUUUUAUCUUUCGUUCUAUGGAUAUCGAUCAACGUGAAUAUUUUCAAUUUUUUUUGACACUUCAAACCGAGCCACAUAGGUACUUACUCAUAAAUCGCAUUUGAAAAAAGAGAGAGAGAGAGAGAGAGAGAGAGAGAGAGAGAGUAAGAGAGACAAUCGAUCCUAAGAAACAACCAGGCGUGAGUUUCAAUUAACUUCGACCUAUUUCCCUUAGAAACUAAAAGCAGCGCGACACAAUGUUAUGACUCGCUUUGGCGCCACUCGCACACAUCUUCUAAUAGAUUAUAAUAUAAAUGUGAGAAAAGGAAAUCUUAUAUUGCGUAUGCAUUAUCAUUGUAUUCGUAUGUGUAUUUUUCUUAGGCGUUUCGUAUUUUCGCACAAAGAAAAUCAUAGUGCGCGAUAAUCGUUAAGUUACUUAUUACGUACCUAUCUAUAUUUAAAAUAAAAUUGAUUUAUUUUUUGUUGAAUGGAAAUUAAUUAAACAUGGAUGAUAAUUACGUUAAUCCGUUAGAUUAUAAUAUUAUCGUCGUUUUUUUAAUUAUUGUCAUUACCUUUACUUACCUAGCAUGACGUUGACUUUCUUGUUAGGCAAAUUAGGGCGUUAAAUACAUCGUAUAAACUCGUAUAUGCAUCGAUAAUGAUAAUACCAUAGAGAUACGUGAGAGAAUGUGAUUUAGUCCAUUCAUAGAAAGUACGCCUGCUGUACUCAUUUCUCUGGCAACCUCUGACCUUGUGGGUCCCGGAUGCCCUGCCAACUCCUUAUCGCUUGCUUUCAGUCUUUUUUAAGCUCAUCGGUCGUCGUUGAACGAGAACGAAAUACGAGUAAAAGCGCUGGCGAGAUCGGCACUCAGCAGCAACAGCAGCAUCAGCAUCAACAUCAGCAUCAACAUCAUCAUCCGCAUCAGCAACAACAACAACAACAACAACAACAACAGCAACAGCAGCAGCAGCAACAGCAGCAACAACAGCAACAGCAACAACAAUACGGCGAAGUGAACCAAUUGGGUGGAGUGUUUGUGAAUGGCAGACCACUACCGAACGCAGUACGUUUGAGAAUAGUCGAGUUAGCUCAAUUGGGUAUCAGACCCUGCGACAUUUCGCGACAACUCCGAGUCAGCCAUGGAUGCGUCAGUAAAAUACUCGCACGUUACCAUGAAACUGGAAGUAUAUUGCCUGGUGCGAUCGGUGGAAGCAAACCACGUGUCACCACACCAAAAGUCGUGCAAUAUAUAAAACAACUUAAACUUAAGGACCCUGGUAUAUUCGCUUGGGAGAUAAGAGACCGUCUGCUGUCCGACGGUGUCUGCGACAAGUACAACGUGCCAUCGGUUUCGAGCAUAUCAAGGAUACUACGGAAUAAGGUUGGGGCUAGUACGACGAUGCAUCAUCAUCCGCAUCAUCCAGCCCAUCAUCAUCAUCAUCUUUAUGCAGCCGCAGCGGCUGCCGCUGGUGCAGCACUGUGUCCUGUUCCGUAUCCACCAGCACCAUAUCAUCCGACGCCCUCGCCAACCCAUCAUCAUCAUCAUCAUCAUCAAGUUGGUACGUCAACGGCGAUCAAGCUGUCCACGUCAUCGUCAGCAUCCUUGAUAUACACCAGUGGUGAGAUCCAAGCGAUAGCAGCAACAACCGCAACACUGACGGCACUAUCAACAACAGUAACAACAGUCACGACAACUACGACGACGACGACAACGACGACAGCAACAAUGGCGGUCGCGGCAGCUGCAGCAGCAACAGCUGGUAUUCUUCAAUGGCCGAGUCCUCACACUGUCCAGGAUAUUUUAUCGAUUGGCGUCACUGCGAAUGGCACACCAAGUACCACCUUCUCCUUGCCUGAUUCACCCGCUUGCACGAGCUUCCUUCUCAACAAUAACAAUAACAGUCACAUCACCAACAACAACAUUAGCUACCACGAUCUUUCCCACCGUCAUCAUCAUCAUCAGCAGCAGCAGCAGCAACAGCAACAGCAACACGAUCAAUUGCAUCAUCGGCAGAAUAACGACAGUACCUCAGGGAGCAAUAACAGCAACAAUAACAGUAAUAAUAAUAAUAACGACGACAGCAAUAACGGUAGUAGUAAUGCCAGUUGCGAUAGUCUCGGCAAUAAUAACAGAGAAACGACACCAAGUGGGUACCAAAGUCUCCCUUAUCAAGCUCAUCAUCAUCAUCAUCAUUAUCAUCACCAUCAUCAUCAACAACAGCAGUAUUAUGCUUCCGCGCUCUAUCACCAUCAUCAUCAUCAUCAUCAUCAUCCAGAUAGCGUGAGACCGCUCGCGGCCGGCUCGCCCGUUCUCUCGCCGGUUCUUUCGGUUCAACCAAUAAUGAUGCAACUAUCGAGUAGUCAACCUGCCAGCCCGUGUAAUUAACGGUCGAUAGACAUUUUCUCGGUAUGUGUUCAUCGUUAUUCAAUGAUCGUUAUUCAACUCAAAUCAGCUGUGUGAAUUGAAAAAGACUUUGUAGAAAGAAACAGUGCCUUUCGUAGAUUCGAUUCGAUGAUACGUAAUCGACAAACCCAAUUUGAAAGUAGGUACUCUAAUCGCCAAUAUCCUAAAUACCAAAGACUAUUUCUAGGCAUCUCUUUCUUUCAUUCUCUAUUUUUCUUUACUACGCGUUUCGCGUUCUAACUUUCUAUCGAAAAUUACCAAUGAAAUGAUUAUUAAGUAGAUAGAUACGUGUUUGCGUAGACGAACGAAGUGAUAUUUCAGUGAAGUGCACUAAAUAUUUACACGUAGAUAUGCGAAGGAGACUAUGAAAAACUAUGAUAUCGCAGAUCAAUUUUUUUAUUAUUCCAAAUGGUAGCUACGAUGACGAUGAAGAUUUUCGAAAAAAAUAUUAUACGUGAUCCGGUGAAAGUGUCGGUUGGUUAUUUGUCAUUACAAAUGGAGAAUCUUUUUUGUCCAUGGAUUAUUUUUGAAAAAAAACCUACGUCACAUCAUUUUUAUCGUACUAUAUCAUUGGUAGCCGUUGACAAAAUUUCUGUGAAAUUCAAUGGCCGGUACGUUAUGUGAUUGCUCGUUAUACAAGAUCUUUAAUAUUUGUUUCUAACAAACGUUAAGAGAUAAUUGUCGUACAUACGAGACUCUAUUUAUAUACAUAUUACAAAUAUGUAUACUUAUUGAAAAGGUAAGAAAAGAAAUCGUGUUUAAACAUAAUACAUCAUUUCUUAAUUGGUGCCAAAAAAGGGUAAUACGUUUGAAAUCAAAAUGAAUUGAUGAUGAAUGAAUUGGUUUUUUUUUAGUAAAGAGAACCUAACGUGCCUUUAUAUCAUAAUUACACUUAAUUACACGUUUCUUCUCGUUUAGUUUAGAAACGUAUCUAUAGAUAAAACAACGAUCUUUGAGAAAGUAUUAACUUCGUGUCUUUUACGACCAAUCAUAUCACGUCGUGCGUACUUAACACACGUAUUACCAGUAUUCAACAUGUUUGAGUUGAUGAUUAAUACCAAAAAUCAGUACGCGAUAUAACGUGUUAUUUUAAUAAAUAUAUGAUGUUUAAUUAUUACGAA